UAGCCAUGCCCCAUAACUGAAGCCCACACGAUUCUCUCUGACUUCGUCUUCGCAAAGCUUCAUCGUCUGCUUCCGGACAUUAAGUCCAGACGAGGAUCUCACAGAUCAGGUCUCUCGGUUCAGUCCGUACAGGAUAGAUUAGUUUCGUGAGGUUCACAAUGCCCUCAGCUCAAGAUCCAUUCUAUGUUGUCAAAGAGGAGAUUCAAGAAUCUAUUGAUAAGUUGCAAUCUUCUUUUCAUCAAUGGGAACGCAUUUCAUCUGAUACUGGAGAGCAAUUACACCUCACAAAAGAACUGAUUGCUACUUGUGGAAGCAUUGACUGGCAGGUGGAUGAGUUGGACAAAGCAAUUUCCGUAGCAGCUAGAGAUCCUACUUGGUAUGGCAUUGAUGAAGUGGAACUUGAAAAAAGAAGGAGAUGGACGAGCACUGCUCGUGCUCAGGUGGGUGCUGUAAAAAAAGCAGUGGAAGCUGGAAAGGAUUCUACUGGCACUAGUGUGAAUGGGAUGCGCCGAGAAUUAAUGAGGCUGGCUAAUUCUCAGGAGACAGAUAGAUCCAACCAGUAUGCUGCACAACAUAACGAUGAUUUCAUAACAUCUGAAUCAGAUAGACAGUUGCUUCUCAUAAAGCAACAGGAUGAGGAGUUGGAUGAACUUAGUGCAAGUGUGGAGAGAAUUGGGGGUGUAGGGCUUACCAUUCAUGAAGAGCUCCUUGCACAGGAGAAGAUUGUAGAUGAAUUGGGUAUGGAAAUGGACAGUACAUCAAAUCGUCUUGAUUUUGUUCAGAUUAGUGAUCCCAGAAGAGAUGAAAAGUUCCUUUAUAAUUCCUGCAGAAAAAAGUGGCUACAGUUAUGAAGAAGGCUGGUGUAAAAGGCCAGUGUAUGAUGAUAGUAUUUUUGCUGGUCCUGUUCAUCAUCCUUUUUGUUUUGGUCUUCCUCACCUAGUCUGAAGAAUGCAACAGGUCUUCUGCUAUACACAGGAGGGAUCUGCUUUUCGAAAGAACUAUGGAACACUUGAGUACAGAUAUAUUUACUGGUUUAUCUAGGGUUGUUCAUAAAGCUUUCCUGGAAAUUACGAACCAAAAGAGUACGCAUUUUUUUUAAGGUUAUUUAGAAAUUUUGAGGUUGAACAGAAUUUGAUGUUGAACAACCGGGAGUUACAGAGACAAUGUGAAACAGAAGCGUUAUAUUUGUUUAUUUGUUUAUUCCUUGUACGUUAUGUUUGAUA
Messenger RNA from Prunus dulcis (almond), 1223 nucleotides. RefSeq names its product syntaxin-61. Gene Ontology annotation, cellular component: membrane. Gene Ontology annotation, biological process: Golgi vesicle transport. NCBI's taxonomy places the organism in Eukaryota, Viridiplantae, Streptophyta, Magnoliopsida, Rosales, Rosaceae. The coding region runs from base 159 to 851 and encodes 230 amino acids. The transcript has 8 exons. The record is from RefSeq and is a predicted model, not a curated record.